Molecule: messenger RNA, 1733 nt
Organism: Jatropha curcas
Lineage: Eukaryota; Viridiplantae; Streptophyta; Magnoliopsida; Malpighiales; Euphorbiaceae
Source: RefSeq, a predicted model, not a curated record
UUUUUUUUUUUUUUUUUUCAAUCGGCGAAACGUUUUCAGUUUUCGAAAAGGUUUUGGGAUUUUCUGGCAUAACGUUUCGGGGAGAUGCCUUGGGGACUAUACAUGAUUGGAUCCUCUGAGAUGAGGGAAAUUUCCGGUUUUGCUUAAAGGUUGUUUUUUCAUUUGGAACACAUAUUUGGUUAUUUCAUUUUUAAAUUUAUUGAAGACUAGGCGAAAAUUGAUGUUUUUUUAAUCUCGAUUAGUGCGAUUUCUGGGGUGGAGAUUGGAAAAAGUUUUGCUCUUUUAACGGGUAUUUUUUCGAAACGAUAAAAGCAAUUUUGGCUUCUGGGUUCGUUUCCAUUUCCAUUGUUCUCGACUGAUAAUUUUUGGUGUUAAACAAUUAAGUGUUCUUUGUUUUAUUGGUUUGAACUAGCUACCUCUGAAGGAUUUUCCUUCUUUAAUUUUAUGGGUUUCCAUAUUCUUGUUCUUUAGAUAAUGAUCCACUAAUUCACUAGUUUAGUAGGGAUGAUAUUUUUUAGCAAUUCUUGAGAAGACCCUUUUCUUUUUUACUAUAACUUCUGCUUUAGCACUUUCUGGCAGGAUUUGGCUUUUCAUAAUUGCCAUAAUUUGAGAGAGAUAUAUUAAUGGGUUUGAUGGACUGAAAUUUGAUUAUAUGUUUUUUAGUUUCGUUAAAAUGGAGUAGACCACUUGUUAAUCAUUUUGUUGCUGCAAAAGGCAGAAGCUACUUACAAAUCCAAUUCUUUUUCAAGAGUUGAGGGCGCGAAGAUGGCUGUUUCUUUGACCCGUUUUUCAUGGUGGUUGUGGAGUGGUAAGGAGAAAGAACCAGUCUCAAAUGGCUCUUCUUUGAGUUCAUCUACUGAUUACUUGGUUUCUGGAUUGAGAGAGCUUGAUUCUUUUAAAUUCCCCACAAAGAAUUUGGCAUCACCGAGAAAAGUUAGGAGGAAAUGGCAUAGUAGGGAAGAAAGGAAAGUUGAUAAGCAUUAUGGUGAUGCUGUUGUGGUGCCAUCAGAUGGUGGGGUUUGCUUAUCAGGUUCAGAAUCUGAUGGCCCAGAUUGGUCCAUCGGGUGGGUUGAGCCUCAUGGUCCUGAUUUUAGAAGUGACGAAGAAAAUGACGAUGGCUUUGCAGUGCUGGUUCCUUGUUAUAGGCCUGGUUGUAAGGAAUUAGUGGACAAUUCAAAUAACCAGCUUUUAAGUGCCAUCAAGAAUUUACCAAAUGAAUUCUCUUCCGAGGGAAAGAAAUACAUGGAGUUGCUAUCUGCUGUUCAGAAUUUCUGAAGUCUAGAGUUGGCUGGCAGCUAAUGACUAUUGCAUCCGGUGAUACUUUCAAUAACAUAGCCUGUGACUUCAGAUUAUAUCUGCAAGAGCUUCUUGAGCUGAAGUGCUAAGGAUCAAACAUCCAUUCAAGUUGAGGGUAAAGGCUCUUAGUUUAGAAAACAUGUUAAAUAUGUUUAAUUUAGGGAAGACUUAGAAGAAGAAAGAUGUUUCUCAGUUAAUGCCAUGCUAGUGAUAUUUCAACGAUUAGGUGCUGAUACUGGUUGAAAGGGAAAAUAUGAGACGAGAUGGGAAUUUUUUUUUUUUUUUCUUUUGUGUAAAUACUGCUGCUUUUGUAAGAUAUAUGCUUUGAGCUUACUAGUGCUUCCAUGCAUCUACCACUAGUACUUGUAAAUAAUUCUCAUCUUUCCCUGUUCAUCAAUGGCAAUAUAAAAAAUAUAUAAAGCUUAUAAUCUUGCACC